Cylicocyclus nassatus is the source of this 672-nucleotide messenger RNA. NCBI's taxonomy places the organism in Eukaryota, Metazoa, Nematoda, Chromadorea, Rhabditida, Strongylidae. The record is from the annotation of a GenBank genome assembly.
AUGAAAAUAGUGAAAUCCCGUCUUUGGGAACCCCUCCAAAAGGAGCCUGUACGAAGUGACCCUGUUCGGCUCGGUCCGACUCUCGCGUCUGCCGCAAGUUUUGCGGUCAGAGAUGCAGAUGAUGAAUUCGUGGGUAUCUCUAUGUCUCAUGUUGAUAUGUAUCGGCCUAAUAUCAUUACCUGGGUGGUCUGGAAGAUCCUGCAUAAUUCUAGCAGUGAAGUUUCUCAUAGUUCUGCUACGUGUGGAUUCAUUGUUUACUCUCAUGGUCGAACACCGUACCCAAUAAUUCAGGGUCCCUCUCAUUUACAUGUUGAACGAAUGUCAUCAGUCCACGUGUUUCCAUAUCGAGGUUGUUGGCGUGCGUUUAUGCGUUGUCUCUGCGACCUGUUUAGAAACCCAUUGACCAGCCCUGUUCGCUCUUCGUUGCUAUUUAAUGUGCACGAACGCUCAAUGAUAUUGCUUUAUCUAUUCCCCAUAUGGCAUUCUACUGAAGACAUUGCGCUGCAGGCUUUUAUCAAUGGCAAUCGCAAGGGCAACACUGGUUUUCUGGCCAUCUUCUUCAAGGCUAAAAAAUUCGGCUCUUCUGGCUCAUAUCCGCUGAAAUGUUCCUUCCAGUGGUACUGCGCUUGGCAACCUGGAUCGGAUAUUGUUCGAUUUGCGAGGUCGAAAUAA